GCGUGGUGAACAACACACGAAAAGGCGAACCUUGACGCAAGUGCUUGACGGUGACCUGUCUAAGAGAAACAUGGCCGCUGGCUGUUGCGGCGCGAAGAAGCAGAGGCUGGGUGGCGGCGGCGCCGCGGCGCCGAGCGGCCUGUCGCCUUGCGACGGCCCGGUCAUUCGACACGGCGCGCCCCACCUCAGAAAACCCACAACGAUCGCUCAGCCAGAAAUGGGUUUUUUCUGCUUCGACGUGCUUUAUUGCCAGCUACAUCAGUUGGAUCCGCCAAAGGCGCCCAACUUCAGCAACGAGGCAUUCCCUUUAUUUGUGACUUGGACAAUAGGAAAAGAUAUGAGAUUACGAGGUUGUAUCGGUACUUUUAAUGCGAUGCAUUUACAUGCUGGUCUUCGCGAAUAUGCAACAACUAGUGCGUUCAAAGAUUCUCGAUUUAAUCCCAUUACUCGAGACGAACUACCGCGUUUGCACGUGAGCGUGUCGAUAUUACGGCAUUUCGAAGACGGUGUCGACUAUUUAGAUUGGGAAGUGGGCGUGCACGGAAUCCGCAUAGAAUUUCACAAUGAAAAGGGUAACAAGCGAACGGCUACUUACUUGCCCAGUGUAGCUAUGGAGCAAGGAUGGGACCAGAUACAAACAAUAGAUUCUUUACUGCAUAAGGGUGGCUUCAAGGGCCUGGUUACGCCAGAUAUUCGUCGUAGCUUAAAAUUAACUCGAUAUCAGAGCGAAGAAGUGACUGUGAGCUAUCAAGAGUACAUGACACACUCCACGUUGUCCCAUCUGCGACACGAUAAUAACGCCCGGUACAAUUCCUUUGUGCCCGGUCAGUCAAGUUCGCAAAUUGUGGCGUCACCAAAUCGGUUUAUACAUCCAUUACCUUUGCCUUCAAUUCCUCCGGUUAUGGUACCGAUACGUAGUAAUCCAUCUCUUUGGUGGGACGGUGCAGGUCCAUCCUACUUACCUGCACCGCUUUAUACGCGACCGUCCCACCGCUUCUCGACGCAGGACGCCGCAGAGCGCGGAGUAUACAUAUUCGUUAGCACAAUCAAUAGAAAUUUGUUAUUGGAUAUGGCGUGUCCGCAGUUCGGGUCGUGACAAAAGAGAAACAUGGCUGCUGGCUGUUGCGGUACAAAGAAGCAAAAACUUAACAACAACACCACGAGUGUCCCGUGCAACGGCACGGCCUUGCUGAACGGUACGCGUAUACGUAAUACGCCAAUCGUGCAACCCGAAAUGGGCUUCUACUGCUUCGAUGUUCUCUACUGCCAGCUGCACCAACUCGAUCCACCGAAACCGCCCAACUUCAGCAACGAAGCGUUUCCCUUGUUUGUAACAUGGACUAUUGGCAAGGAUAUGCGACUUCGUGGCUGCAUAGGUACAUUUAAUGCCAUGCACUUACAUGCAGGACUUAGAGAAUACGCUACUACCAGUGCUUUCAAGGAUUCACGAUUCAAUCCUAUAACACGAGACGAACUUCCGCGUUUACAUGUAAGUGUCUCUAUACUGCGGCACUUUGAGGACGGCGUGGACUACUUAGAUUGGGAAAUAGGAGUCCAUGGAAUUCGCAUUGAAUUCCACAACGAAAAAGGCAACAAAAGAACCGCUACUUAUUUACCUGAUGUUGCUACUGAGCAAGGCUGGAACCAGAUUCAAACGAUAGAUUCUUUACUACAUAAGGGCGGUUAUAAAGGCUUAGUCACACCAGACAUUAGACGCAGCGUGAAGUUGACGCGGUAUCAAAGUGAGAAGGUUACUGUAAGCUAUCAAGACUACAUGACACAUUGGCACAAUCGGAGAUGCUAGCAGCUGGCUUGGGGUCCUAUUCAAGGGCCCCUACCUUGCCACACAUCCGGCACGUUUUGUUACAAAAAUACCACUGAUACAGUUAAUACUUAUUCACAAUACAGUACUGCUCAGUACAACUCUUUCAUGGCCAAUCAGCAGCAUACUUUAGUUAUGGUUCAGCCGAAUCAUCCCACGUUCAUACAUACACUCCCGAUGCCACCAAUUCCUUCGGUUGUGUUGCCCAUUCAAAACUAUCCGCCAUUCUGAUGGAGUUGUGUGUAUUGCAUUUUCCAGUGCUCUACAUCGUUAUUCCUCGGGAACUUUUGUAAUGCACAGAAAAUUAAGCGAAAUGCAUAAGAGAGAAUUAUGAUACAUUGAAGGCGGAUGUUCUAUAUACAAUUUACUGCUUGAAUCGGUGCCUAUUAUAUUUUUAUUUUUUAUCAAGCAUUUAUAAUUACCUUCUGUUUUGCAAUGUUAUUCUUCUCUCAUUUCUUUUGCGCAGAGAAAGCGAUGCACAAAGCGAGGAAAUUAACUCAAUAAAUAAAAUACAUUUUGAGUGUGGUGGCAAUGUUCUUCCAAAGUAAUAUUUGCUGUAAGCGUAAAUAAUAAUAAUAAUAAUAUUGUCGGCUAGACAUUUGUAAUAAUGUAGACUCUUGUUCUCGUAUUGUACAAUUUUAUGAUUGUUAAAUUGGAAAUAAUAAAAAUAAUAUCUAUUUGUGUGCAACGAUGGAUCUAAGUUUAGUUUGUUCGAACGCUUGUCAUUAAACUAGCCACUGAUCUAAGACAUAAAAAAAAAGUGUAAAUACUAUCAUAGCUUUGCCAUCAUGCUAGGACAUCAAACAUUUGUACUGACACACGCAAAACAAAUAACGCAAAAACAGUUUCAAUUUAAUUUCCUGUAUAAAUGAUGACGCUGUAAUCCAUCCAUUUCAUAAUGCACAGAUAUAUCAUGAUUGCCUAAUUUAUAACGCUAUCUCUCAUUGAAAACAUCUAAAUUUACAACAAAAUAUUUGCAAGUAACAAUUUAUUUUUAUUUGAUUAAAAAGUAAAAAAAAAAAAAAAAAAUUUCAAUCAGAGUAAAUUCUGUGAAACUCUAGAGUGAAACUCUAGAGAGCUCACAAUUACUGUAAAUUCUUUCUCAAUUUAAAAAUUUUUUUUCUCUUUAUAAGAUACAUAAUUGUUGUAAAGUUAUUCAUACUGAAUUCAUGACAUCAAUAACACCACGUCUAAAGAGAAUUUCUUUGCAUUAAUGGUAUAAGUACAAGCUUUUUCUUCUAUUAAGUUGCUUUUAAAGUUGUUGUACUGAUUUAAUUAUGGGCAUUGAUUUUUGUUAUCUGAUUGCAGUGACACACAAAUUGUUGUGACAAAUAAUAACAAUUUAUUAAAAUCUGAAACGAAUGCGUUGCGUAAAGUUUUAACGUUGUAUAUUUAUACCAUUCCUACAAUGAAGUUGAAGAGACGUUUAAAUUAUAGUCCAAAGUUUUAUUAUAUGUAUACAGCAAAAAGGAUUCUGUAUAUUUUACUCUAUAAUAAAUUCCUCUAUAACGCGGGAGAUUCUGCGUUAUACGAUACUCAAAAUUU
Molecule: messenger RNA, 3367 nt
Organism: Pseudomyrmex gracilis
Lineage: Eukaryota; Metazoa; Arthropoda; Insecta; Hymenoptera; Formicidae
Exons: 10
Source: RefSeq, a predicted model, not a curated record